Molecule: messenger RNA, 1032 nt
Organism: Moneuplotes crassus
Lineage: Eukaryota; Ciliophora; Spirotrichea; Euplotida; Euplotidae
Source: the annotation of a GenBank genome assembly
AAACUUAAAAACCAAAAUAGAUAAAUAAAAUGUCUUCGUUAAAAGUAAAUUUUGAUUCCAAAAGGAACAAGGCUCAGUCGAAGGUAAAUUACUAUGACUCUGAAAAUGGGUUGAACCCUCAAACCCAGGUUCGCUUUACCAACAACAUAAGGCCCCAGCAAUCAAAUACGUAUUGGGACAAGCAGAACGACAGCUUGAAUGAGUCCUUCCCAGAUGUGAAGCAUAACGAGCAUUUUGAGUGAACUGCUGAAAACUUAAAGAAGAAGAUGACUGCGAGGACAAUGCAGAAGUAACAUACUGAAGGAAGAGGAAGACGGACUCACAGCGGUGCUCAACAAAGUUUAUUUCCAUGCCUGAUGCCCUUAUUUCUACUUCUUCAUUGCCAUCUUCUGCACCUUUAUGAUUUUAUGGGUCAUUAUUCAAGGAAAAGAGGCAAUCCGGACUUUUGUCUUCAAAGCCUUUGAGGUCUUUAUAAACCUGUUUAUUUUAGGAGACAUUGCUUGAAAGAUCUUCUUGAUUGGCUGCGAAGCCUAUUUCAUAAAAUUGAGUAACAUCUUAGAAUUUUCCAUUGGUUUAGUUUGAGUUCUGAUAUAUUUCUUGUAUUAUCUCUCAACUACCUUCGAUCGGGUAGAUUACAAUGAGCUACUUGAGAAUGUUGUCUUCUGAUGAUGGUGAAUCUGGCAGAUUUUUAGGAUAGUUACACUCUUUUACAAGCAAAGAAAAGCUUCAAGGACAGAAGCUGAUAAUAUUUCUUUCUCUAAAUUUCAUGAUGAGAUUGAUCAUAACAGCUUUGUCGAAACUACUUCGAGGAAAGAGAGUAAUCAUAAGAAGUCUAUUGGAUUCAAAGCACCCAAAGUCUCUAGCAGAUCUUCAAGUAUCAGAGCUGAUAACAAAGUGUCACAGUCUUUGUGAGAGUAAGGCUAGAAUAAACUUGUAAUAAAAAUCACCCAAUUUCUACCCUAAAAUUUCUAAAAUCUUUCCUCCAAAUUUAAAUUUUAAAAGCUUCUCUCAUACUUUUGCUUAUGAUAUCUU